This is a messenger RNA of Macrobrachium nipponense, 525 nucleotides long. RefSeq lists its product as uncharacterized. Lineage: Eukaryota; Metazoa; Arthropoda; Malacostraca; Decapoda; Palaemonidae. The record is from RefSeq and is a predicted model, not a curated record. The transcript has a single exon. Bases 1 to 525 code for a protein of 174 amino acids.
AUGAUAUAUAGCGAAGGACUCACCACUAAGAUCACACACAAUACACAUCACAAUCACAACCACCUACCACACAGCAAGAACCCCAAAGAGAUCUCGCCAAACAAUGGCGGCAAUCAACCCAACAACACACACACAAACCAGAACCACCACAAUCACAAAGACCCCAACACUACCAGCAAACACAUAAAACAGGACCAUCAGACUCACAGAAGGCACACUAUACACACAGAGGAACGUGCACGUCCCAGAUGCCAAGCCGACUUCCUUCCUACCCUACUCCACACCAAAACAGCCACUUCUCUCCACCCAGCCAAUCAUCCCAACAUGCCCUCUUCCUCCCACCCCAUUCAUGAGAGUAACACCUGUACUGGUAGUCAGGUUAGUGCCCCAGAGCCUCCCACCAACAGACAUAACUACAUCCUCACACGUGAAGAACUCAGGAGGGAAAUAGCAUCUGUAUUAUCACAAGUUCUUCACACUUACUCCCUGAGCAACACUUUACAGCAGAUCUCAGGAAAACACUAG